Messenger RNA from Oryctolagus cuniculus (rabbit), 2613 nucleotides. The record is from RefSeq and is a predicted model, not a curated record. Lineage: Eukaryota; Metazoa; Chordata; Mammalia; Lagomorpha; Leporidae.
AUGGCGGUGGCAGGAGAGAAGCGGCGGUUAGAGUCCAGCGGACACCGGCGGUUCCCUCGGACGCUCGCGGCCAAGUACAUCACCGAGUUCCGCAGCCUGAUACCCACCCUGGGCUGGCCGGACGAGGUCCUGCAGGCCCACCUGUGCCAGGGGCUCAACGAAGACAUCCGCCACUACCUCUUCCGGGUGCCCCAGCCGGACUCGCUCGACAGCCUCGUUGUGCUGGUCCUGCAGAUAGAGGAGAAGCUGGCUGAGCGGAGGGCGGUGCUGAGGCUGCCCCCCGAGGCCCGCCCGCGGAACCUGACCUGGAUUGACUCACCUGCGCCCGAGAGGUGGAUGGUGAGCAGCUGGCUGCCCAGCGAGGCCCACCCGGCCAUCAACCGGGCCCACCUCUUCCUGCUGCUCAUGGUGCGCGUGAACCCCUACCACAGCGUGGCCGUCCAGGCCCUGGUCGACUCGGGGGCCGAGGGCAACUUCAUGGACGAGAAGUUCGCGCAGGAGCACUACGUGGAGCUGUACCAGAAGCCCUACCCGCAGUCCGUGCCGUCCGCGGCCGGCUCGCUGACGGGCGACGAGCCCAUCUGGCUCCACACCGAGCCCCUGGUGUGCAUCCACCAGAACCACCAGGAGUCCAUCGCCUUCGACGUCCUACCUUCGCCCGACUUCUCCGUGGUGCUCGGCGUCCGCUGGCUCCGAGUCCACGCGCCCGACAUCGACUGGAUCAGGGGCCGCUGCACCUUCCACUCUCCCUACUGCCUGGAGCACUGCUUCCGCCCGCCCCCGCCAUGCAUCGCCCUGGAGCGGCACAGCCUGAGCCUGCUCCCCGGCCUGCCGCACCCGUACUCAGACCUGGCCGACGUGUUUAACCCGAAGGAAGCAGAUGAGGAGACUUCCGACCAGCCAAGCUCAGACGGAUCCGAUGAUCUUUCUGAAUCAGAGCCCUCUGAGCUUCAGCAGGCUGGAGACAGUGAUCACAGCGAGACCUUCUACGAGUGUCCCUCCACCGCGCCCUGGGAGCCCGUGGGUGCUAGGAUGCAAGAGCAAGCCAGACAGCGGGAGGAGUGCUGGGCACUGCGCGCCAUGCUCACGGACAGGCAGGACUACAUCCAGGUCAUCCCCGAGCUCUUCGACCAGCUGCACGGGGCGGCCUGGUUCACCAGGCUGGAGCUGCGGGGGAGCGUGGUGCCGGGCAGCCUGGGCGUGGCCCGCACCGAGGACACGUGGCGGGCGGCCUUCGGCUUGGAGCCGCAGGACAUGAAGAGCUACCGGCCCUUCCCGCAGUCCCCCGACCCCGUCAUCCCCCAGAACGUGAUCCACUUUAUCCUCAAGGACAUGCUGGGCUUCUUCGUGCUGUCCUCGGGCCAGGAGGUCCUGGUCUACUCCAUGUGCCGGGAGGAGCACCUGCAGCACGUGCGCCAGGUGCUCGUGCGCUUCCGCCACCACCGCGUCUACUGCUCGCUGGACAGGAGCCAGUUCCACCGGCACACGGCCGAGUUCCUGGGCUUCGUCCUGACGCCCAAGGGCGUGAAGCUCAGCAAGGCCACGGUGGGCGCCAUCGCCACCUACCCGCUCCCGACCUCGCGGAGGGGCCUGCGCGGCUUCCUGCAGCUCGCGCUCCCCUACCGCCACUUCGUGGAGCGCUUCUGCGCCAUCGCCGAGCCGCUCGUGCAGCAGCUGCUGCGCGGCGACGCCGACGACUCGGCGCCCUUCUCCUGGGGCCGGGCCGAGCAGGAAGCCUUCGACGCGCUGCGGCGCGCCUUCCGCCGCGCGCCCCUGCUCCACCACCCCAAGCCCCAGAACCGCUUCUACUUGGAGACGGGCGUCUCCGGCGCGGUCCUGCACGCGGCCCUCAUCCAGACGGAUGAGCAGACCGGCCGCCGCGUCUCCUGCGCCUUCUACUCGCGCAGCGUCUCGCCCAUCGAGGUGGGGUCCUCGGCCGUGGAAAUGCGCGUGCUCGCCGUGCGCGCGGCCCUCGUAGUGUGGAGCCGCUACCUGGAGAACACCGAGGAGCCCAUCAUGAUCCUUCUCAGCAGCGAGGAUCUAGCCUCUCUGAAUAAUGACAGGCUCACCGUACUUCUCCCGGGGCACUGGGCCUUCUUCUUCUCCCACUUCAACUUCGACGUCAUGCCGCUGCCCGCGCACGACCACGACGACACCGGCCAGCGCCGGCCGCCCCUGCGCUGCCCGCGCUCGCUGCUGCUCUCGGCCGCCCGGAGGUCCCAGCGGGACCCCCCUGCAGAGCCCGGCGGCGGUGGCCAGGAGGCGGCGGCCCCGGCGGGGGCGGAGGUGGAGGAGGAGGAGGUGGAGGAGGAGGACGCGCCGGGCCCCGAGGAGGAGGCCCGCGGGCAGAGCCUGGCGCGGGAGCUGCUGGCCAUGAUCCCCGUCCACCACAUCCUCCACAGCUUCCUGGCCCACUUCAGCGUGGCCCAGAUCCGCGCCGUGCUGCUGCACUUCUUCCGCGGCCUGCUCUACUGGAAGAGCGCGCUGGCCCUGGUGGCCCAGGCCCUGAACCGCUUCCUGGCCUUGGCCCAAGCGCAGAGCCCGCCCGCUCCCAGCCUGGAGGAGCUGCCUGAGCCCGAGGGUGACCCUGAGCGGGACGACGACCUGGACUGA